Molecule: messenger RNA, 950 nt
Organism: Myodes glareolus (Bank vole)
Lineage: Eukaryota; Metazoa; Chordata; Mammalia; Rodentia; Cricetidae
Source: RefSeq, a predicted model, not a curated record
AGGCCAAUCGGGUCUUUGCUAGCUCCCUACGGAGCGGCUCUUGUGCAUUGGAAUGUCGGAGGCGGGUUUUUCCCGCCUGAGUUGCGUCUCUCUGAGCCUAUGAGCCCUGAGCGCGCGUUAGGCCGGCCUUCUCCAACAGGCAGAGUCUGGAGUCCAAUGGAGAGCGCGGGAGUCUGCAGGUUUAAUCCAUGGACCAACCCUGCAGCCGGAACCUGGUGGCCUUAGUCCUUCAGGUGAAUCAACGUGCGACAUGGGAAAGAAAACCAAGAGGACAGCUGACAGUUCUUCCUCAGAGGAUGAGGAGGAGUACGUCGUGGAGAAGGUGUUAGACAGGCGCAUGGUUAAGGGGCAAGUGGAGUACCUGUUGAAGUGGAAAGGCUUUUCCGAGGAGCACAAUACUUGGGAACCUGAGAAGAAUUUGGAUUGUCCUGAACUAAUUUCUGAGUUUAUGAAAAAGUAUAAGAAGAUGAAGGAGGGUGAAAACAACAAACCCAGAGAGAAGUCAGAAGGAAACAAAAGGAAAUCCAGUUUCUCUAACAGUGCUGAUGAUAUAAAAUCUAAAAAAAAGAGAGAGCAGGGCAAUGAUAUCGCUCGGGGCUUUGAGAGAGGACUGGAACCAGAAAAGAUCAUUGGGGCAACAGACUCCUGCGGUGACUUAAUGUUCUUAAUGAAAUGGAAAGACACAGACGAAGCUGACCUGGUUCUUGCAAAAGAAGCUAAUGUGAAAUGUCCACAAAUUGUGAUAGCAUUUUAUGAAGAGAGACUGACGUGGCAUGCAUAUCCAGAAGAUGCAGAAAACAAAGAGAAAGAAAGCUCGAAGAGCUAAAGGAGGGUGGUCUCUGCCGUUUCUCUUUGUAUAUACCACGUUCACCUUCCUGCCUCCUCUCCCUUCUCCUUCCCUUUCCAUCCUAAACACAUCCAUAAAAGUAUGUGCUCACCACUGUGCUUCA